GAGUGAGCAAGGGAAAGCCAUGAGAUGUCUUAGCAAUACGGUUUGGAGGCAUUUUUCGUCCAAUUCCAAAGGCCCCCUUGGCUUACUGCUUGUCUCAAUCUGGACGGGGGAAAAUCAUGGUGAUGGCAGAAAGGUGUAAGGGGCAACCUAUCCGGGUGGGAUUUUACGAUAUCGAGAGAACUAUCGGCAAGGGGAACUUUGCCGUCGUGAAGCUCGCCCGGCACAGGAUCACGAAAACUGAGGUUGCUAUAAAAAUCAUUGACAAAACCCAGCUGGAUGAAUCCAAUUUGAAAAAGAUCUAUCGUGAAGUCCAGAUUAUGAAGAUGCUAAACCAUCCUCAUAUCAUAAAGCUCUACCAGGUGAUGGAAACAAAGAACAUGUUGUAUCUGGUCUCAGAAUAUGCCCCAAAUGGAGAGAUCUUUGAUUACAUUGCCAAGCGUGGCCGAAUGUCGGAAACAGUCUCUAGGAAGAUGUUUUGGCAGAUACUCUCAGCUGUGGAAUACUGUCACAAUCGGCAUGUUGUUCAUAGAGACCUGAAAGCAGAGAACCUUUUGUUAGAUGCAAAUAUGAAUAUCAAAAUAGCAGACUUUGGUUUUGGAAAUUUUUUCAAACAUGGUGAACAGCUUGCGACAUGGUGUGGCAGUCCACCUUAUGCUGCACCAGAGGUCUUUGAAGGCAAAAAAUACUUAGGGCCACAGAUUGAUAUUUGGAGCCUGGGUGUGGUGCUGUAUGUUCUGGUUUGUGGAGCUUUACCAUUUGAUGGUCACAACCUACAGACAUUACGGGACCGAGUGCUCUCUGGAAGAUUCAGGAUACCCUUCUUUAUGUCAACAGAAUGUGAACAGUUAAUACGUCGCAUGCUGGUCCUAGACCCUUCCAAGAGGUACACAAUUGAACAAAUUAAACUUCAUCGGUGGAUGCAACAGGAGGGAGAGCCCCAGAAGUUAUCCCCCACAAGUCCACUUAUAGGUUACAAUGCCAAAAUGGGAGAGUUUAAUGAGCAAAUAUUACGUCUGAUGCAGAGUUUGGGGAUUGAUCAGCAGAAAACCAUGGAGGCUCUUCGGAGUGAUGCAUACGACCAUUACACUGCAAUUUACUACCUUCUGUUAGACAGACUCAAAUUACACAGGAGCAGUUUUCCUAUAGAAAAUAGACUUGAUGCCCGUAAGCGGCGCCCCAGCUCUAUAGCUGAGCAGGCUAUACUGAGGGGAAACCCAGGGCAGUCUGUGAUCUCAUCCAGCACAAACCAAAAACCCACCCUUGUCAGUGUAAAACAAGGUGUGUUCAGUAGGACGACAGACUGUGUUAUUCCGCCCAUACGGCCUGUUCCAGUCAACCCUCAGCCUCUCUUUACAGACUCUGAGGGCAUCACUAUACCACAAGGUGUUCUGGCCUGUCUCCCAGAUAUCAUCCCCCAACCAUGUGUUCAAAAGUCCCCUCCCGUGACAGGCCACAUGAUCACCACCUCCAUUGAUGAGGGGGUGGAAGCAGACAUUCUCUCCGAGAAAGAUUGUGAGACGGGGGACAAUCAGUCUACGGGUUCCCGUCGGAAUGUGUGUACGGACAAGUGCGGGCUAGCUCCCAGCAGCCUGUAUGGUGACAUGAGCCAGUAUGUACCUAAUUCCAACAGCAACACGUCUCUCACAAGUGGCAUGGCCUCACCAUUUACCAGCUUUGACUCGACGUUAGAGUCAGACAUGAUGUCCAGUGUUUCUAGUGGUCAGGGUGUGUUUGCUCCUUGUUCUUACAGUGCUUAUCCUGGUAAUAAUAAUAAUUGUACGGGUCAGCCACCUAUAACCUCAGUGGCACCUCAAGCAAAGACUUCAGCUAAUGCAAACACAAACAAUCCCACACAAUCUCCAUUGGAGGAACUGUCUCAGGACAGGACGCAAACCAGAUCUCCUGUCAACUUCAGGGAGGGUAGGCGUGCAUCUGACGGACUUGUUACGCAAGGCGUCAUUGCUUUCAGACAGCGUUUGCGAGAAAGCAUGAGAGCGACGGGUAUGAUAGAGCUGCGCCAGGAGCAUCAGCACUUGCAGAACUUGUACAGAACAAACCUAACACCUGAAGAGAUUGUUCAGCUGCAGAGGCAGCAUCAUCAGUACCAUGAGCGUGCCAAUGUUCGUCAGUGGUCUCUGGAUGACAAGUACAUGCAGCCCGAGCGGCCACGCCCACUCUUGAAGCGCAUGAGUCUCCCGUCGGAAACGUUUGAUAUCCAGCCCCACCGGUUACUAGCUUUAAAGCAGAGUUUGCAAGUUGAGGAGAAGAUGGACCGUGGUGUGUCUCCUGGGGGUCAGGAAGAGGUGCACCCUCCAAGUAUGCCCUACCCUCCACAAAGCAAACCUCUACAACAGAGCCUGUUGCAGCACCGUCUUCAGCAGAAGAGACAGCUAUUUCAGAAACAGUCUCAGCUGCAUAGUCAGCUCCAGCAGUUACAUAUAGAUCCACAGGCUUACGGCCCUGCCCCGUUACAACAGCCUCAGGAGGCUAAGGCCCCACCCCAGCAGCAGCCCAGUCCCUCACCCCAGACCAUCCCCUCAUGUAUGGGCAGCCCUGUGGUGCACCCACCUGUCUCUAGACAAGCCUCGUAUAAACUGGCCCAGCAGCAGACUGUGAUGCCACCAGAGGAGAGUCGCUCUAUGACAACGUGGCAAAUGGCACACAUUGAACUUCUCCAGCAGAGUGAUCUUCAGAAGCAGCUUGUCCCCCAUAUAGCACCCCAGCUGCAUAACCGUGACUUGUCCACAGCGCUCCAGCACCAGCUACCACACCAAUACCCAUCCUGGCAGCCUCCGCAACCUUGCAGUCUGCAGAUGCCUGAAAUCCACGAAAAACCAAGUCAGGAGCUGCUUCAGAAGUAUUUGACUGUUGAGGAGAGACUUCUGCCGGGGACCGAGCCCUGCCCAGAAGAAGGUAGUGGUGGGGAGUCUCAGACAGGCAGUGGUGAGGUAGAUGACAGUGCUCAGUUGUCAGAGAGACUGAGUUCAGCUCUCAGUGCUGUGUCCUCCGCAAACACUAGCAGACCAAAGAUUGCAGAUAGUGCCCCCCAGUCGUGUUGACGUUGUGGAUGAGAGCAUGGAAUUAGCCUGAUCCAGUUUUUAAGAUUUUUAGAUCUUAGGGCCUCAAAUCAAAAAUCACGUAGCACAACAUAUAGCUGUCCACUGUCCCAUCCAUCCAUUGUAUACGUAUUGGAUAGGCUGUGGUUGUUAAGUAUUUUAGGCAGCCUUACUAUUUAUUUGAACACUUGUGUUCUGGUGACUAUGUGUUACACAUAACAAAUGAGUUGUGAAGUUGUGUAAUUUUUUAGGGUGUCUGAUGAUCACAAUUGCAGAUGAUGUUACAUUUUUCUUAUUUUAUACCAAAAAGUAAAAUGUGGUUACAACAGCAGUUGUGAAGGAAUUGUAUAAUGAUUUUUGUUAUUUACUUGUGAAAUACAGUUUUCAGAGAUCAUAAGUUUCAUAAGUUUAUAAAGAAUCAAAAAUAACUUCAUUUAUUGUACUUUGUACAUACUUUGUAGGUACCAUGUCUGUGUUUGGUUAAACUUUAGACUUAAGGCAUUGUUUAGUCUAGCAAAGAAAACACAGAGUGAUCUAUGAGGAGAAAUUCUGCAGCAUGACUGAACGGCUGUGCUAAUCUUUUGUGCGCAGCAUGCACUGUUCAGAGAAUGAGAUUAUUUGUUAAGAUUGGUGUAAAUCAAUUAUGUCCCGGUUUCCUCAACCACAAUACUGUCUGCUGUGGUAUAAAUGAAAUUAAAGUAACAAUUAAAUAAACAUACAAACAAAUCAAGCAGAUUCAGUUGAUUUUACAACUUUUUCUGACUUGAAAUCAUUUUGCAUGAAAUGAGUGAAUCAUGCCCUGAUUGAUCAUGCAACCAAAAGCAAGGUCGUACUGAUUACCACCUUAUGACUUGGUAUACCAGGACGUACAGACCUUUCAUGAGAUUAUUGUUUUUAAAUGUGUUCACCAUUCACAUUCUCUGAUUGGGCUCCUGUUAGCAGAAAGUUAUUCUUUUGUUAAAAAGUGUACGGUUUCUGACUUGUCAAAGGUUAAACUCGGUUGGCAGAAUCUUUUCUCCCGGUGACAGGCAUGCAAUGUUAUUUUUGUUACUCGAUGACAAUAUUUAUUGAGGUUGUUGAGUACAAUCAUGACUCGGUUUACGCGUCUGCUUGCAGGAAGCACGCGUAGUGUUAUGUGCACUUAGUAACGACCAUACCAAUGUUUCUUCGCUGCUGGUGGUUACAGUAGGCUCACAUAAUGCUACGAGUGCUUCAUGCUAAUGGGCCUUUGUAUUUAUCAAGCAACUUAGGACAGAAGUCAUACAGCCCUUAAAAAGCCAAACUCAGAAUUGGGAGAACUGGUUGUUACAUUGUCCUGUAGCAAAGAAUCAAUAUACAGCUAUAGGUGUGUUUAAAUUUUUUGACUUAAGUCCUUAGAUGUUCGAUAAAUAUGGGCCCUGGUUUACUACAAGAUAUACCGAUUCAGGGAUCUUUACUGAACUGCAUAUAUUUUCUCAUCAAGUUUGUUGCAUUUUUUUUGUAAUGUGAUAUCAUAUGAAUUUGUGUUACAAAGAAUUUCGGAUAUAUUUUGUUCUGUUUAUUGCCAAACGAAAUAUCUUCCAGGUUAGUUGUUAUAGGAGUUAAUUGUUUUUUGUUCUGGAGAUCAUUCCUAAAUAGCCCACAGUUUAUUUUGAAUUACGUCUGCAUGUGAGAAUCAACUUUCCUUCUCUUGAGUGAAAUAAGUAGACGUUAAAGGUAUUCGUUUAGAUAAUACAAGUCUCAUUGUCGUGUACGACAAAGUUUUUCAUGUCUCAGAGAUUAGUGUUUUCGCAUUCAUCGGGUAUGUUUUAUUACGGUGUCUCUUGACUCCUGUGAUUUGGGGCUGGUUUCAGGAAGCACUGCUUGUAUCAAUACAUUGUACACACAGCUGUCAUAGCGACAGAGGAUCGCUUUCACAAAAAAUCGUAAUUACAAUAUCCCGUAACUUUUGGAAAUUACAUCUGUGUGUAGUGCCAUAUGGUGGAUGUGUGUUUAGAAAAAAAAGGUUCCGAAAAAGUGCUUCAUACUGUGGGUAUAGUAGUCACUUGCAUGUGCUACUACAAGGCAGUAGUGAAACAUUCCGAAGAAUUAUAGAAGGAUGGAUGAAACUUCCAGGUGAAGUUCAGCAAUGUCCAGUCUUCCCCGAGAAGAGAUGUUGAAAAUGUUGAUUUUAAAGCAUUACUUAAACUCAUUCAACUCUUCGGGUUCAGCUCAUUUUUCUUCAUCACAGCAUUUUUCGAAAGCGCUUUUCUUUCUAUGGAGCAUCAAAAGUGCAAUUCAGUCGUCAGUUUACCCUGGAAAUAGCCAAAGAAUAUUAUACAAAAAAGUAAACAUUGUCCCCAUUUUAGGUAAGAAUCCAGAAUAUCUUCAAAUUUCAAUGCCAAAGACAUUGUGUCUGUUGUGUCGCUUUUUGGUUACGUUUAGGGACAAUACCGCUGUAUCCUCGGUAACAUUGUUCUGCAUGAACUGGUCAUUCUAUUUACUUAUUAACUCUUCAAAGCUUUGACUGGCUGUUAGGUGUAGUGACAGGGAUAUUGUUUUAAUUUGGACACAUUGUGCCCAUCAUUAUCUGGCACCAUUGCAGUGGUAUAUGUACUUGAGUACACAGCUUCACGUGUAUUUCACCUAUAAGCAUGGUGUUUAUGUACAUAUUCGUAAAUGCUCUUAGGUACCAUUUGGUAGGUAAUAAAAGAAGCACCAUUUGUAGAUGAUAAAACAAGGCAACUAAUCCUAAAAUAUGGGUGUGUCUAUAGAAGUGUCUAGCAUCACGAGUGGAUAUUGUUAUGGUGUUUAGUGAGACUCGCACGGCUAGGGUAUGCAGGAAUUUGGUUUCUCCCUUGAGUCUACUUUUCCACGGUUAUCAGGUUAUGUUUUAUAGGUAUUUUAUCAAGGUGCCUUUAGUAGCCUUGUUACUCGGAAGUCAUCACACUUUCAAUGUAAAGUUGUUAUGAAUGUAUGUAUAUAGUUCUAAGUUAUGAAGGCGAAGGUCUCGUAUAUAUACACACGUAUAACUUUGUACAGACUGUUUGGGUAGAUGCUCUUUGGAUAGAGUGUUUUAAUGCGAAUCUUUAUGCAGCGGCUGUUGUUGUAACUGCCAACUUUUCUACUUGUUUUGAGACUUGUAUAUUUUGUGAUUUAUUUGGUAAUCUUAUAUCAUCUGAAUGUAGCGGUGAGAUUGGCAUCAUUUUAUAUGCAGCUGCUCUGGUAACUUGCAUAGUUUUUACCCCUUCAGGUGUGAUAAAACAUGUUUUUUUUACCCCAGUGUUGAUGAAUUGAUUUCCAGAUAGUUCUUGGGUUGUUAUUACCUUUUCUUUCAUUCAGAUGGAAACAUAGCUCAUUUAAGCCCUGCGAAAUCCUAUGUUGUCUUGUGAAUGUCUCUUUACCACGUGUUGCUGCCUUGAUAAAAAAAAAAAAAAGUGUGCAAUGAAUGGAAAACCAUAAACGUACGUAGGUAGGCAUAUAGCCUUUGUUGGCAGACCGUAACUGAUAGGGCUAGUAGAGGAGGUGUUCUAGUGCUUUGUCUGUAUGCACAUUUACAAUUAAAACCGACUUACUUAAUACCUGUGCAAUUUUGUUAAGCAAUCACUGUAAAUGAUAAGUGUUGUGUUUGUCGCUAGCUGCAAGCACGUGUUACCCUAAAAGACCGUAUGCUAAGAACAUGCACGAAAGACUACAGUGAUUGCGUGACUGACUGACUGACUGAUUGAUUGGCAUGGACUGUCGUGUCAAAGAUUUGUUGACAAUUUCUACGCACGAGGAACUCAAAAGAUGUAACGCUAUAGAGAUUGUGCUGAUAGACCCUCACUGGAACUCUUUGAAUGAUAGUUUCACAGCAAUAAAAAAACAUUUCAGAA
Molecule: messenger RNA, 6889 nt
Organism: Liolophura sinensis
Lineage: Eukaryota; Metazoa; Mollusca; Polyplacophora; Chitonida; Chitonidae
Product: serine/threonine-protein kinase SIK2-like
Exons: 9
Coding region: 117-3059 (980 amino acids)
Biological process (GO): intracellular signal transduction; protein phosphorylation; microtubule cytoskeleton organization
Cellular component (GO): cytoplasm
Molecular function (GO): tau-protein kinase activity; ATP binding
Source: RefSeq, a predicted model, not a curated record